GUGCCUGGCAAGCGAGGCGCUCCUUCUUCUAGCCGUCGCAGUCGCGGCCCAGAGCCGUAGCGCAGCAGGCGGAGAGAUGGCGUCUCAGCCGCCGCCGCCCCCGAAACCCUGGGAGACCCGCCGAAUUCCCGGGGCCGGCUCGGGCCCAGGCGCGGGACCUGGUCCCACUUUCCAAUCUGCUGAUCUGGGCCCUGCCUUAUUGACAAGACCUGGACAACCAACACUUACCAGAGUGCCCCCACCUAUUCUUCCCAGGCCAUCCCAGCAAACGGGGAGCAGCAACAUAAACACUUUCAGACCUGCUUACAGUUCGUUUUCUUCUGGAUAUGGGGCCUAUGGAAAUUCAUUUUAUGGAAGCUAUAGCCCUUACAGUUAUGGAUAUAAUGGACUGGGCUUUAACCGCCUUCGUGUAGAUGACCUUCCGCCCAGUAGAUUUGUCCAGCAAGCUGAAGAAAGCAGUAGAGGUGCAUUUCAGUCCAUUGAGAGCAUUGUGCACGCAUUCGCCUCUGUCAGCAUGAUGAUGGAUGCCACCUUUUCAGCUGUCUACAACAGUUUCAGGGCUGUAUUGGAUGUAGCAAAUCACUUUUCCCGGUUAAAAAUACACUUUACAAAGGUUUUUUCUGCCUUCGCGUUAGUUAGGACUAUAAGAUACCUGUAUAGACGGUUGCAGUGGAUGAUGGGUUUAAGAAGAGGCUCAGAGGAUGAGGACCUAUGGGCAGAAAGUGAAAGAACUGUGGCCUGUCUUGGUGCCGAGGACCAAGCAGCUAACUCAGCAAAAUCCUGGCCAAUCUUCCUAUUCUUCGCUGUUAUCCUUGGUGGUCCUUAUCUUAUCUGGAAACUUCUGUCUACCCACAGUGAUGAAGUAACAGACAACAUCAACUGGGCAAGUGGUGAGGAUGACCAUGUAGUUGCUAGAGCAGAAUACGAUUUUAAUGCCGUGUCUGAUGAAGAAAUUUCUUUCCGUGCUGGUGAUAUGCUAAAUUUAGCUCUCAAAGAACAACAGCCCAAAGUGCGUGGUUGGCUUCUGGCUAGUCUUGAUGGCCACACAACAGGACUGAUCCCUGCAAAUUAUGUCAAAAUUCUGGGUAAAAGAAGAGGCAGAAAAACAGUGGAAUCGAGUAAAAUUCUCAAGCAACAACAGUCUUUUACCAACUCUGCAUCAAUUAAUGGAGUUACUACUGCCAGCUCUUUGGAUGAACAGGAAGCUGCCUUUGAAUCUGUUUUCGUUGAAGCUAAUAAGGUUCCAGAUGCACCUGAUUCUACAGGGAAAAACGGAGAGAAACAAGAUCUUUGAUAUCUUUCACGUUUGCGUGCAGAACUGCUUUAAUGAAUGGUGGAGCGGAUUUCAGAGGAUCAUCAGUUUCAUUCUAUACUGUGAUUCUUGGGAGCUUGGUCAGCUGUGAACAGGAAAGAUAAGAUAUACAAAGAAAGAGCAUACAGAGUGCCAGGAGGGCUCGCUUCCAAGGCCAUCCCUUAGCAGGAGGCCUGUCUUCGGCAUCAGGUCCCACGUCGACUGCUGAUUGCCAGGAGACUGCCUGAGGCUGCGCUCCAGGAAGCUCUGACCUCAGUCCUUCAGCAGGCUCAGGCCAGUGCAGUGGCAUUUGUCACUACCUGGCAGUUACUGCUGUGGACAUGGCAGAACUUACUGCCGGGGGUUUUUCUUAUUUUGUGCUACCUGUGCACGGGAUGUUUACCUAAAGGAUGCUCCCUCUGCCAUGCCAUUUUCUUAAUAGCCUGUACCUUUCUAUAAACUUAAAUGCCCUUGCUGCCUGGUUGUAUCAUUUUGAGUCGUAUCUGAGUGUCUUCUUGGUCUACUGAAAAGAACUGUAAUCAAAUCAGCUUCCCUCACACUAUCUACUAAACAACACCCAUUUUCCUCAUUUCACUCUGUACCAAAUCCUUAGAGGUGUGAAGAUAUUCUGUCAGUAUAUACAGGACAAUACAUUUUAAUCUGUAUGUACGACGUGCAUGUGCAGGUUUAUGCCGAAGCACGCAUGUGGAGCUCAGAGAACAACCUCAAGGCUAGUCCUCAGCUAUGGGGUCUCUCGUCUUUUUCCACUGCUUGUGCCAAGCUAGCUUGCCUGCAUGCAGGCUUCCAGGACACCCUCUUGUCUCCACCCUCCAUUUUCCUACAGGAAUGCUGAUAUUACAGGCACACACACUACUACACCCAUCUGUACAUGGGUUCUGGGCUUCAAACUUAGGUUCACACUUGCAAGGCAAGCAAUUCAUUCACGGAGCUGCUUCCCCACCUCUCCAUAGCAUGCCUCUUUGUCUAGUAGGGAAGUAGCUCAUCCUUGUAUUACUCUGCUAGAAAUAAAACUCUUCUGUCUAGGUUUUAGCUCCAGUUUAUCAGUUCCCUAAAACAAACGAGAUUCACACUGGAAUUUAGUUGAAUUUGUAGAUGAAUUUAAAAAGAAUUGACAUACUUACAGUGUAAAAAAAUCUCUGUUACUCUGGUCUGUUUAUUUAGAACAUUUAUUUGGCUCAUUCCUUGGCAUUUUAUAAUUCUUAUUACCAUUGAAAAUUGUAGCCUGUUAUUUCUGACACAGAGAAGUAUAUUGAAUUUGGUGUAUUGAUGUAUUGUAGUGAUGAGUGCUUAAUUCCAAUGUUAAUGAUGUCUUUGGGUUCUGUGUCCAAAUAUAAAUGCAGAUAGUGGUAGUUUUCCCUCCUCUUUGGUCCUCAUCCUUCUCAUUCCCUUUCGUUGCCAUGGAUAGGUUUGUCGGUCAGUCUGUGUUUCAUAGUGAUUGUAAUGAGCAGGCCUUUUUAUCUUCCAACUGAAGAGUCUAAAGCUGCUCAAUUAAGUGCUAUGCUUGCAUGAGCUUUCUUCUAGUUAGUCUUUAGCAGAAAUCUCUUUUAAUUGCUAAUUUAAAUCUUCAUUUCCUUGGGUAGUCUAUAGUAAAUUAUACUAAUUUAUUUUUAUUAGCCAGCAGCUAUGCUACAUGUUUGAAAUCCCAGCACUCAGGAAGACGGGGUAGGAGGAUCAUUGCAUUCAAAGUCAGCCUGAGCUACAGAGUAAGGAUGGCUCUCAAAGCCAAAGCAAGGAGGUAGACAUUGGUUUAUUGAUAAUAACCCAUUUUUGCAUUGUUAUUUGACAAAACUUUUAAGCAAAAUAGUUAAAUCAGAUCUGCAUAAUCUAAGUGAGCAAGCAGGUGACAGAAGUAGGCAUCAUGGAGGUACUUAGCUGGGAGGGGACAGACAGUGUCGGCAUUCCCCAGGGAUAGCCAGGGAGGCACUAGGCAAAGUUUGACUUUGUUUUUUCUGAUAAUUUACAGGUAUCCUUUCUGGGAAAGUCAUUGGGCAAGACCCUGAGCAACAAGUGCAUUUUGGGAAGAAAAAAGAAAAAAACCACAAAGCCUGUAGCUGUUAGAACUGGCUAUCUGCCUGUAGUAUAGUUGGGAAGAUUGGCUGGGCAGGGCUGCAGGAGGAACAGGCGUGGAGAGGCAGACUAAAUCACCUUUCAGACAGAGUCUUUAUUAGAGUGGGACAAAGUCUGGUUUGAAAUAAAAGGCUCGGGGCACCCAGGAAGAGCAGAGCCUGUUCUUUUAAGGUCCCUGUGAGAGAGCAGGGUGCAAGAGGGUAGUGCUGAGUGGAAGUGGAUCCAGGGUCAGCUGACAUGACCUAACUGGACCAAGAGAUACUGUUUUCUUGUAUUUCUGGCUGAGGCAGGUGUCUGAAAAGUUCAAGAACAAUGGGCCUACUUAAUGACGAAGAUCACUUGUCCUGCCUGUAGCCUUUUUCUGUUUAGGGUCUUGCCAUCAGGAAGGGUCUGUUCCAGAUGGGGACAGAGAGAGUUCCUGCCUAUGUGACAUGACAGGCUGUUUAAAUAAACAUUUCUUUCAAGCUCUCUGUAGCACCUACUACGAGUAGAUCAAGAGAAAUACCUCUGUUCCCAAGUGAUCCAUGGAGCAAUGCUUGAAAAAGAGCAAGGACUUCAUUCAGCACAUGCUCCAGCAGACCAAAUCCAGGUAAAACGGAGGCUAAGACAUGCUACCAUAGAGGACAGGGUGUGAAAGACAGCUCAGUGUCUCGUGUGAUCAACACAGCUGGACCUGCUUAUUCUUUGAUGCAGUUAUUCUGGGUUUUCCACCCGUGACCUCCAGGCUCCUUUGACCUUUCCAUACCCCAGAAAACAUGUUUUCUAGAAGUGCGGGAACUUGUUGUGUGCUGUAUAAAGUGAAGCCUUGAACUUGAAUGUCUAAAGUGUCUUUGAUUCUGCUCUCGAUUGGAAUCAGUUUCAGUAUUGAAUUCCAAGUUGACUUUACUACUUUAAAAAGAUGAAGGAACUUCUCUGUUGUCAUUUAGCUUCUAUUGUGCUCACUGAGAAAUCUGUCUGAAGCUAUCCUGAUUUCUUUUUUUGUUAGUUUCCUUUCUCUCUGGAAGCAUGCAGGGUCCUCUCUGCCUUCAUCAUUUGUAAGCUUUGCAAUGUACUUUAGUGUUUAUACAUUGUACCUAUUCAGAUUGGAAAUUCAUAGCCUUCAAAUCCGGAAACUUUCUCCUCUCUGAACACUUUUUCUCAUAACAGCUUUUGCUAGUCUACAUAGCUUCUUUGUCUAUCUAGGAUUAUAAAUAACUGUGAAUUAUUUUGCUCAACUUUGAUUUUCCUAUAAACCCAUCCCCCUGUG
Molecule: messenger RNA, 4625 nt
Organism: Microtus ochrogaster (prairie vole)
Lineage: Eukaryota; Metazoa; Chordata; Mammalia; Rodentia; Cricetidae
Gene: Pex13
Product: peroxisomal biogenesis factor 13
Biological process (GO): protein import into peroxisome matrix, docking
Cellular component (GO): peroxisomal importomer complex; peroxisome; peroxisomal membrane
Molecular function (GO): protein binding
Source: RefSeq, a predicted model, not a curated record